AUGAGGGACGCCUUCUACUCCAACGACGAGACGUACGAGGCACAACCGAAAGCAGAACAACUCAAUCUCGGCGAGGCGAGCGCUGGCGGCACAAGCCCCCCAUUCCAUCGGCAGUACACCCGCCUGACUUCCUCCUUCCUCUUCGCCAUGCAGGGCUACGGCUACUCGCAGUACCAGGCGCACUCGCCGCACCACCAGCGCAGCGGCGAACUUCCCAAGCUCUACUACAAAUCCCUGGACCACGGCACCGAUAGCGGCGGCUUCAAUGACCCGGCGUGCAUGAAUUCCAGCAGCACGCCCGACGCCGCAGCAGGGGGACUUCGACUACGAGCCCAUCAGCACCCAGGCAAAUACUACGCGCUGUCGCCCAAGGCCUAUCGAUACAAAUGGGGCGGCUCUCAGAGCCGCUCUGAGAAGAAGCGCGUGCUCAAGCUAAACGAUGGCAUCAACCAUCACAAGACGCUGCAGGACGAGGCCGGACGAUCAAGCAGUCCAUCGUGUGAUCUUGAAUCAGAGUGCGGAGCGCGCCUAAAAGCAGGCGGAUCGCCGAGGACCAAAAUGGUGGUGGCUAAGGCGAUCUUUUCCGAGAAGAUCAUGGCCGACGCAAGUAUGUACACCGACGACACGGCGGCCGACAGCAGCAGCACUGUGGGCGGCAGCAGCAGCGAUGACGGCGAACGAUCGAACCAACAGGAGCUCACAGCGCGAGGGCGUACCGAGAGCCAAGGGCAGCUCAGCGAUCAAGAUACCGACUUAGACCACUCCUCCUACUUUGUUCUCUCGGACCCUAACUACACCUACGAGGCUGUCCCGGCUUUCACGCCGGAUGUCAACCGAACAGCAUCAAACAACAAGAAAAUUUAUGGCAAGCCGAUGUCUGUAGGGGAGUUUCAGAAUGACGAAGACUCGAGUCACAUCUACGCGUGGUUGCAAGCGUCCCUGAAAGCCUCGAAGAUAACGCUGACUAUGAUAAAGCGUCGACAGCGCCUGUGCGAGUGGGAUAUUGAACGCUUAGACGCUUUUCUCGAUUCCCAUGUUGAACACCAUAUCGCCAUGGAGGCAGAUGAAUCAUACGACGAGAAUGCUAUCCGGGAGCAUACCAAGGAGGGUUUUUUCAAAGAGCUCGAGUAUAAAGCUCGAGUCCAAGAAGCCGCUGCGCUCAAGUGGCUUGCUGUCUGGACGUAUCAAACCGAGGUCAUGUUUCCUCGUCUUGGGGUAUCGUUGAGACGCUAG
Phytophthora sojae is the source of this 1233-nucleotide messenger RNA. RefSeq lists its product as hypothetical. The transcript is spliced from 8 exons. The record is from RefSeq and is a predicted model, not a curated record. Lineage: Eukaryota; Oomycota; Peronosporomycetes; Peronosporales; Peronosporaceae. The coding region runs from base 1 to 1233 and encodes 410 amino acids.